AUGCGUGCCCAACCUUUCACAACGACCGGUUUGGUCGCGCUUCUAAACCUUUGCAGCGUUGUGCGCGGAGUCACAGAUCAGGAUCGUAUCGCCAAAUGUUUGUCGCGAUACAGCCGAGGAAAUAUUUCUGGUAGCUGCAACAGCACCAAGGUGUACAAUACCGACUUUGCUGGUGUGACCUGGGACGACGACAACUGGCUCCUCAGCACCACAACCCUUGAACAAGGACGUUACCAGUCAAGAGGCUCUGUGGCCAAUGGCUACUUUGGAAUUAGCGUUUCGAGUGUCGGCCCAUUCUUUGAAUUGGACUCUGAGGAGGAUGGCGGUGAUGUGAUCAGCGGCUGGCCACUCUUCUCGAGACGUCAGUCAUUCGCUACCAUUGCUGGCUUUUGGAAUGCCCAACCCGACACGAACGGCACCAAUUUCGGCUGGCUGCAGCAGUACGGCUAUGAGAGCGUAAUCAGCGGCGUACCUCACUGGAGUGGCCUGGUUCUCGACCUAGGCAACGGCGUUUAUCUGGACUCCACGGUUGAUAACAAGACAAUCACCAACUUUCGAUCGACGUACGACUUCAAGGCCGGAGUGCUCAGCUGGUCUUAUAAAUGGUCUCCUUCUGGAAGCAACAAUGGCUCUUAUGACAUCCGAUACCUUAUGUUCACGAACAAGCUGCACAUCAACCAGGCUGUCGUGGAUCUUGAGAUUGUUCCCUCCGUGGAUUCCAACGCGACAGUGGUGAAUGUGAUUGAUGGGUAUUCUGCCGUUCGCACAGACUUUGUGAAAUCUGGCGAAGAUGCCGGCGCUAUCUACUCGGCUGUCCGCCCUACCGGCAUCGCCAAUGUCACAGCCUACAUAUAUGCUAAUAUGACGGGCUCCAAAGACGUGGGCCUUCACCAAAAGACUCUGGUGAGCAACAAGCCGUAUAUUCGAAAGAACGAAUCGUCUAUUGCUCAAGCUGUACCCGUCAAAUUUUCUGCCGGAAAAGCUGUGCGCAUCACCAAAUAUGUUGGUGCGGCAUCUAGUGACGCUUUUGAGGAUCCUCAAGCGGUCGCAAAGCGUGCGGCAUCCUCCGCCCUAUCUCAAGGAUUCUACAAGUCUUUGCGCUCUCACGUCAAGGAAUGGACCGAUGUGAUGCCCGACCAUUCGGUUGACAGCUAUGCCGACCCCAAAAAUGGAACUCUACCCCAGGACAACUACAUCAUCGACUCUGCCAUCAUCGCAGUCGCAAACACCUACUAUCUACUCCAGACUACUGUGGGACCCAAUGCUCAGAAGCUUGUUAAAAACGCCCCUGUCAAUGUUGAUAGUAUCUCUGUUGGUGGCCUUGUGUCGGAUUCCUAUGCUGGUCUCAUCUUCUGGGACGCAGAUCUCUUCAUGCAACCUGGCCUGGUUGUGUCGCACCCGCAGUCUGCCGAACGCAUCACCAACUAUCGUGUCAAGAAGUAUGGCCAAGCCAAGGCGAAUGCUCAAACCAGCUACGCCGGCUCUCAGAAUAAGACAGUCUUUUCCAAAGAUGCCGCCGCAUAUCCUUGGACAAGCGGCCGAUUUGGCAACUGUACUGCCACUGGACCAUGCUGGGACUACCAGUACCAUCUGAAUGGAGACAUUGGCAUAUCACUUGUUAACCAACUGGUGGCUACCGGCGAUACUCGGUACUUCAAGGACACAUUGUUUCCAGUCUAUGACUCCAUCGCAACACUGUACUCAAACUUGCUUGCUCCAAACGGUUCAUCCUGGACUGUUACGAAUAUGACGGAUCCUGACGAGUACGCCAACCACGUCGACGCGGGUGGCUACACCAUGCCACUGAUUGCCGAGACUCUGCAGACGGCCAACACGUUCCGAGCCCAAUUCGGCCAAGAAAAGAACGCGACUUGGAACUCCAUGGCAGCCGACGUACUGGUUCUUCGCGAGAAUGGUGUUACAUUGGAAUUCACCACCAUGAACGGAAGUGCUGUUGUCAAGCAGGCUGAUGUUAUAUUGAACACCUUCCCGCUUUCUUACACAACGAACUACACCACGCAGGACUCUUUGAAUGACUUGGACUACUACGCCAACAAGCAAUCAGCGGACGGGCCAGCCAUGACCUGGGCUUUCUUUUCCAUUAUCGCCAAUGACAUCUCACCGUCUGGCUGCUCAGCGUAUACAUACUCACAGUAUUCGUACAAGCCGUAUGCUCGCGCACCAUUCUAUCAACUAUCAGAACAGUUGAUUGACAACGCCACCAUCAACGGUGGAACACAUCCGGCCUACCCAUUCCUCACUGGCCAUGGCGGCGCAAAUCAGGUGGGAGUCUUUGGAUACCUCGGAUUACGAUUACUGCCAGACGACGCCCUCCAUAUCAACCCCAACUUGCCUCCACAGAUUGAACACCUGAAAUAUCGAACCUUUUACUGGCGCGGUUGGCCGUUCUCUGCGUGGUCAAACAUGACACAUACGACCGUGCAGCGGGCUAAGCACGUCAAGCCACUGGAUUCUGCAGACAAGCGCUUCGCAAACAAGACAAUCACCGUUGACGUAGGUACAGAGACCAAUUCAACCGCCUACCAUUUGUCCGUCAAUGGUGUUGUCGUUGUACCCAACCGAGACAUUGGUCAUAUCAACACAACCCCCGGGAACCUGUUGCAAUGCAAAUCAGCCGAAUCUCCAGGCGACUAUCGUCCCGGACAAUUCCCAAUUGCAGCCAUCGACGGUGCCACAUCUACCAAAUGGCAGCCAUGGUAUGCGAAUAAUCUCAGUUCCAUUACUGUCAUGCUUGCAAAGGACGAUAUUGGCACAAUGGUAUCGGGAAUGCAUUUCAACUGGGCACAGUCUCCGCCUGUAAACGCGACGGUGAUCUUCCACAACUCGACGCUGAAGAGUUUCGCGGGCCUGGAUUUCGGUGCCUCCACCAAGAACUCCAAUUUCACGGUCGUAUCGCACUUGACAAAUGUUGAAUUGUCAAACCCAUAUGACGCGCAGUCCACCAACCUGGAUGCCAUUGCCAUUCCAACCGGCAACACCACAAAUGUGACUCUCAGCGAGCCUGUCCCGGCAAGUAAAUAUGCAACUUUGCUUAUUGUCGGGAACCAGGGCCUCGACAAGGUGGACAUUGACAACAAAAAUGGCACUGGGGCUACUGUUUCUGAAUGGGCCGUCAUAAGCGAUGCGAGAAAGGAGACGGACGGGAAGUCUAAGCCCGCCAAGUUGAGGAGGAGUCUCACUUGGCGCGAGAAGACUAUGCUCAAGGGUCGCAUGCUGUAG
Pochonia chlamydosporia 170 is the source of this 3240-nucleotide messenger RNA. RefSeq names its product acid trehalase precursor. Gene Ontology annotation, biological process: trehalose catabolic process. The record is from RefSeq and is a predicted model, not a curated record. Gene Ontology annotation, cellular component: fungal-type cell wall. The transcript is spliced from 4 exons. Lineage: Eukaryota; Fungi; Ascomycota; Sordariomycetes; Hypocreales; Clavicipitaceae. Gene Ontology annotation, molecular function: carbohydrate binding; alpha,alpha-trehalase activity. The coding region runs from base 1 to 3240 and encodes 1079 amino acids.